Pundamilia nyererei is the source of this 4807-nucleotide messenger RNA. Its product is annotated as AP-2 complex subunit alpha-2. Gene Ontology annotation, cellular component: membrane coat; AP-2 adaptor complex. Gene Ontology annotation, molecular function: clathrin-cargo adaptor activity. The record is from RefSeq and is a predicted model, not a curated record. The coding region runs from base 318 to 3101 and encodes 927 amino acids. The transcript is spliced from 22 exons. Gene Ontology annotation, biological process: clathrin-dependent endocytosis; intracellular protein transport. NCBI's taxonomy places the organism in Eukaryota, Metazoa, Chordata, Actinopteri, Cichliformes, Cichlidae.
ACAGCAGUCUCCCAAACAUCUGGGAGCUCUCCCGUCCUCGGUGCUCAUGCUCCAGAUGUUCUGGGCCGCUGAAAGGUGAGGACUGGGCCGGGUGCGUUCACUCAGUUGAGUGGGUAAAGCGAACAUGUUUGGGACGCGGCCCGCCUUAGGAGGCUGGAACAGGGCGUUUCCGCGCUGAAGGGGACGCGGCCCGUCUGGUUCCUGUCUCGGUCAUAUGUCGGGGCUCCUGGUGCUCGCAGCGGCGGUUCCACAGACAGAGUUCAGAGUUCGAGCAGCGCGUUGUCCGGGUCAGCUGAAGCCCCCCAGCAGCGGAGAGGAUGCCGGCGGUGUCUAAAGGGGACGGGAUGCGCGGACUGGCCGUGUUCAUCUCCGACAUCAGGAACUGUAAAAGUAAAGAGGCCGAGAUAAAGAGGAUAAACAAGGAGCUGGCAAACAUCCGCUCCAAAUUUAAAGGAGACAAGGCGUUGGAUGGCUACAGUAAAAAGAAGUAUGUCUGCAAGCUGCUCUUCAUCUUCCUUCUGGGCCACGACAUCGACUUCGGGCACAUGGAGGCCGUCAACCUCCUGAGCUCCAACAAGUACACGGAGAAGCAGAUCGGUUACCUCUUCAUCUCAGUGCUGGUCAACUCCAACAGCGACCUGAUCCGCCUCAUCAACAACGGCAUCAAAAACGACCUCGCCAGCCGCAACCCCACCUUCAUGAACCUGGCCCUGCACUGCAUCGCCAACGUGGGCAGCAGAGAGAUGGCGGAGGCGUUCGCCUCGGAGAUUCCCAGAGUCUUAGUGGCCGGGGACACGAUGGACAGCGUGAAGCAGAGCGCAGCUCUGUGUCUGUUACGGCUCAACAGGACGUCGCCCGACCUCGUGCCCAUGGGCGAAUGGACCGCACGGGUCGUCCAUCUGCUGAACGAUCAGCACCUGGGCGUGGUGACGGCAGCCACCAGCCUCAUCACCACUCUGGCCCAGAAGAAUCCGGAUGACUUUAAGACCUCCGUGUCACUGGCGGUGGCCCGGCUCAGCAGGAUCGUGACGUCGGCGUCCAUCGACCUGCAGGACUACACCUACUACUUUGUGGCUGCCCCGUGGCUGUCCGUCAAACUGCUGCGCCUGCUGCAGUGCUACCCUCCUCCAGAGGACGCCGCUCUGAGAAGUCGUCUCACCGAGUGUUUAGAGACCAUCCUCAAUAAAGCCCAGGAACCUCCGAAGUCCAAGAAGGUCCAACACUCCAACGCCAAGAACGCCGUUCUGUUUGAAGCCAUCGCCCUCAUCAUCCACCAUGACAGCGAGCCCACCCUGUUGGUACGAGCCUGUAACCAGCUGGGCCAGUUCCUCCAGCACAGAGAAACCAACCUCCGUUACCUGGCGUUGGAGAGCAUGUGCACGCUGGCCAGCUCCGAAUUUUCCCACGAGGCCGUGAAGACGCACAUGGAGACUGUGAUCAACGCUCUGAAGACGGAGAGAGAUGUGAGUGUUCGCCAGCGCGCCGUGGAUCUGCUCUACGCCAUGUGCGACCGCAGCAACGCCAAGCAGAUCGUGGCAGAGAUGCUGAGCUACCUGGAGACCGCCGACUACUCCAUCAGAGAGGAGAUAGUGCUCAAAGUGGCCAUCCUGGCGGAGAAGUACGCCGUGGACUACACCUGGUACGUGGACACCAUCCUGAACCUGAUCCGCAUCGCUGGGGACUACGUCAGCGAGGAGGUCUGGUACCGCGUCAUCCAGAUCGUCAUAAACCGAGACGACGUCCAAGGUUACGCCGCCAAGACCGUGUUUGAGGCGCUGCAAGCCCCCGCCUGCCACGAGAACCUGGUGAAGGUGGGCGGGUACAUCCUGGGGGAGUUCGGUAACCUGAUUGCUGGUGACUCGCGCUCCAGCCCUCUGGUCCAGUUCAAUCUCCUUCACUCCAAGUUCCACCUGUGCUCUGUGCCGACUCGGGCGCUGCUGCUGUCGGCGUACAUCAAGUUCAUCAACUUGUUUCCAGAAGUGAAAGCCACCAUCCAGGACGUCCUGCGCUCCGACAGCCAGCUGCGCAACGCAGACGUGGAGCUUCAGCAGCGAGCCGUCGAGUACCUGAGGCUCAGCUGCAUCGCCAGCACCGACAUCCUGGCCACCGUCCUGGAGGAAAUGCCGCCGUUCCCGGAGAGGGAGUCCUCCAUUCUGGCCAAGCUGAAGAAGAAGAAAGGACCCGGAAAACUGCCAGACAUGGACGAUAGUCGCCGCAGCGUCAACGGCAGCACGGAGCACAGCGAGAACACCGACACCACGAACAAGAGCUCCACCCACUCUUUUACGGAUGUCCUGAAUCUAAACCCCGCCCCCUCAUCAGGAGCCAAUCUGCUCAUCGACGUGUUUUCCGAGAGCUCCGCCCCCGCUGCAGCCACAGACGUAUCGGAGGAGAACUUCCCCAGGUUUGUUUGUAAGAACAACGGCGUGAUCUACGAGAACCAGCUGUUACAGAUCGGGCUGAAGUCUGAGUACCGGCAGAACCUCGGUCGCAUGUAUGUGUUCUACGGAAACAAGACGUCCACCCAGUUCCUCAGCUUCUCCUCCUCAGUGAGCAGCAGCGACGCGCUCAAGUCUCAGCUGAACGUCCACUCGAAGGCGGUCGACCCCAUGAUAGAGGGCGGAGCUCAGAUGCAGCAGAUCCUGAACAUCGAGUGUGUGUCAGACUUCAGCGAUGCGCCGGUGCUCAACAUCCAGUUCAGGUAUGGUGGGGCCCUGCAGAACAUCGCUGUGAAGCUCCCCGUGAUGCUCAACAAGUUCUUCCAGCCCACAGAGAUGAUGUCGCAGGACUUCUUCCAGCGCUGGAAGCAGCUCGGAGCUCCUCAGCAGGAGGUCCAGAAAAUCUUCAAAGCCAAACACCCGAUGGACACCGAGGUCGCCAAGGCCAAGAUUUUAGGUUUCGGCGUCGCUCUGCUGGACGGCGUCGAUCCCAAUCCUGCGAACUUUGUCGGAGCGGGAGUCGUUCACACGAAGACCACUCAGGUGGGCUGCCUGCUCAGACUGGAGCCCAACGUGCAGGCUCAGAUGUACCGCCUCACGCUCCGGACCAGCAGGGACUCGGUGUCUCAGAGACUCUGCGAGCUGCUCUCAGAGCAGUUUUAGACUCGCCGCCUCUCACACCUCAGCUCCUGUACAGUGUAAAGUCUUUUUUAUUUUUCUUGCUUUACAUCUGAAUGAAUCCAAAUGUAUUUUUGCACACAGCUUUACUAAUCACACUGCUUUAAUCGUCCCUCACUGUGAGCGCCUCGCUGCAGGUCCCGACUCUGCCGCCUUUCCCUUUAGAGAACAAUCCCACCAAUCGCACGCCUUCAAACCAGAAUCGCUCGAUCAGAGGUCGGCGUCGUUUACCUCGGGAGGAAAAGCCGCAGCUUUUCUGUCUUUGGUGUAACAACGACUUCAGAUGCUUGGGGCGGUUCUGCUUUUGCACAUAAAUUUUACACGAUAAUUCAGCAAAGACAAAAAGUCCUCGUAGAACACUAGCUAGGAUCUUCUUAUUGUGCUGGAGGUCAUGAGGUCAUGGGAGCGCGUCUGUUCUUCUUGUGCACCUCUGAACCGGUUGGCUCGCUUUCAGACACCAAACGGGAAUGCUGCUCCUCCAGCCACGGAUCCAAGCUUCCCGUUUGGAGCGGGACUUCCAGGGAGCCAUCUAGGAAUCUGCAGCAGGUGCAGAGGUGAACAAGGAGACGGCUUUGUAGGUUUGAAGGGGACGCGGCCCAAAGGUCAUGAGUAAAGGUGGCCUUUGACCUCGCCUCGUUCUUACCUCCAGACGGUCGAGUCUGUGAACGUUUGUUACUGAGAACAUAAAGGCCUUACAAAGAGCCUCAAUCACUGCCUCACACACUACGUUUGCCUUAAAGCACCGCUGCACUCUUCACAUUUCUGUCGCUGUUUGCUGAAUCUCCUGCGUUUGUGUGACGUGUCCUCAUCCUGAUCUGCGACGGCACACGUGACGAGUACAGAGCGAGCGUCCACGCGUGGGCUUCAGCCUCACAGACGUCGAUGUGACAGAAAAAAACGCUGUUUCCGGUGUUUACGCCUCACGCGGCGCCGUUUCGGCUUCAGGUUCACGAAAAAGUCUCCAUCGUUUUAAAGGAGACCGUCAGACGCCUCACCUGCAGUGCCUUCAAGGUGAACUCUGUUCAGCCUCUUUUACACCUGUGCCUUCAUCGGCUGCUGACCCCGCAGCUCGCCCCUGCUGUCAGCACACAGUGAGCCAGGUACUCUGAUUUGUGCUAAACAUUAGAGAUGUUGGAGGAACGUCCUGUACGCGGCAGGAAGCAGCUUGUUGAGCCAGCAGGUGAAGCCUGGCCUCUCCCGGCUGCAGUUUGGCACACGUGAGUUUGAGCUUUCAGGAGGCGAUGAAACGAUGUCUGAGCGUUGGUCGGCCCAGCAGGAAGCUCUCAGCGUUCUUCCUCGUUACUGCCCAUAGAGAAGUGUUCAAUGCCACGGGCUCAGUCGUCACGGCUUCACCUCAGAGCGAGGAAACUUUAAGGUCUGACCUCACGCUGUGGCUUCCAGCUCUCGCCGUCGUAGCUGGACGUCCUCUCAGUUUCUGUCCUGAAGCUAAUCUGUAGACGAAGUUUUGCGACCCGUUGAAGCUCCGUGUGGCGGCUCAGGCCGAAGCAGCCGCUCGUCGCGUUUCCUGAACUUUACGUCUUUAAAAUCCGUCGUCGCUCCUGACGGACGCUCGCGCUCAGUCACGUGUGCCUCGCUGAAGGAUCGCACGCCAUCGAAGCAGAAGAAACGGCUGCUGAUGUCACUGUGAUGUCAUUUCAACAUCCAAAUGUGUUUUUACAAAUAAACAUAUU